Molecule: messenger RNA, 3447 nt
Organism: Vigna unguiculata (cowpea)
Lineage: Eukaryota; Viridiplantae; Streptophyta; Magnoliopsida; Fabales; Fabaceae
Product: SOUL heme-binding family protein
Source: RefSeq, a predicted model, not a curated record
AGAAGAAGAAGAAGGUUUUACUGUUGCCAAUGCUCUCGCUUUCACCAACUUCUUCGUCGCCAUUUUCUGUUUCUCAACCAGACCUAAUUAUCUUAAAAUGUUCUUAGAGAGAAAAAAAAAAACAUUUUGUCCUAAUUUGUUGUUUAUUGUAAAUUGUAAAAUAUUUAUUAAAACAUUUUCGCAAGAGGAGAAAAUGUCUGCAGAAGGUUCGGGGUAAAGUAUCUGCAGAAGGUGUACACGUAUAAAUAGUCCGUGCCGCGAAAAAUCAUAACGACAACAAGUGGACCGAAAUCGCAGAGAGCAACAGAAAUUCAAAACGCAGAAGUAGAAGAAAGAAGAAUCGUGAAUCAGAUUCGAUUGAAAAAAAAAAUGUUUCCUGUUUGCAACGUUUCUCCUCUUUCUCUGCAACCGGGCAUGGUGAUUCCGAUUCCUGGAAAACCUACCGGACAGUCUUCGUUUCUCUCUGUCACGAACUCCGCGUCUUCCGGCGAGAGAAUCAGCACGCGCCCAAGUACCAUUUCGCCAUUCGAAUCUCGAAUCUCACUCGUUUUCGCUCUCGCUUCUCAAGCCAACUCUCUCACCCAGCGACUUCUAGCUGACGUCGCUGCCGAGACUGCCAAAUACUUGUUUCCGAAGAGAUUCGAAAGCCGUAAUCUCGAGGAGGCGUUGAUGAGUGUUCCGGACCUUGAGACUGUCCAGUUCAAGGUUUUGAGCAGAAGGGACCAGUAUGAGAUUCGGGAAGUUGAGCCUUACUUUGUGGCAGAGACAACAAUGCCUGGGAAGAGGGGAUUUGAUUUCAAUGGUGCUUCUCGGUCCUUUAAUGUCUUAGCUGAGUACCUUUUCGGUAAGAAUAUAAAGAAUGAGAAAAUGGAGAUGACUACACCUGUUUUCACUAGUGAGAAUCAAUCUGAUGGGGUUAAAAUGGAUAUGACAACUCCUGUGCUAACAACAAAGAUUGAAGAUCAAGACAAGUGGAGAAUGUCUUUCGUCAUGCCAUCAAAGUAUGGUGCUAACUUGCCACUGCCUAAAGAUUCCUCUGUGACAAUUAAAGAGGUGCCCAGAAAAAUAGUUGCUGUAGUUUCCUUUUCAGGUUUUGUGAAUGAUGAAGAAAUUAAGCAGCGCGAACUGAAACUACGAGAAGCUUUAAAAAGUGAUAGUCAGUUUAAGAUUAAAGAAGGAACUUCAGUAGAAGUUGCACAGUAUAAUCCACCAUUUACUCUUCCAUUUCAACGCCGUAAUGAGAUUGCAUUGGAGGUGGAAUGGAAUAAUAAGUAGGAAUAGUAUUCAUCAAUUUGAGAGAAAUUACUUAUAAAAUAGCAGGAAAUAGAAGACCUGUCAAUAGUAAGAUUCCCCAUCUUACUUUUUCUGUUAUAUAUAUGCAUACACCUUUUUCUUCUAUCUUUUUUUACUAUACUUCUCUGGUGGUGUGAGACAGCAGAAGUUGUCUAAUGAUUUGACACCUUUGCUUUUCUCCCUUUCUUUCGCUAUUGUGCUUGUAAACUUGUGUCAAACGGAGGUUUAUUCUUCAUUUGAAGCAUUAAUGUUCCUUGCUAUGUGAUGAAAACAUAAAAAAGAUAGCUCAAUCAAUCAAUCAUCCAUUCAGUGUAGAGAAAGAUUAUAUUCUGUCUGAAAUGAUCAAGAACUGUUCCGUAUUUGAUGCCAGACUGACACCUAUCUUAUCCCCAAAUGGCUCCUAAAUGCCUUUGCACACAAAAUAUUAGAUCAAUCAACGUAGGAUUAAGCAGUUCAUGAUUUUAUUGCUUCUUAAAAUAUGUGCUUUGAAUGCUGAUGUCAGACAGUAUUUGAACUAAAUCAAAGACAGGUCCUAAAACAAAUCAAACCCCACCCAAUACUUGGCUAUAUAUUUAGUAGGUGUAUGUGUAACUCAACAUUUCAAUUUUCUGUUUUAUCCUGGUUCUGUUCUGUUGAUAUUAAAACAGAGUGAAAAUAUGUAAGGUGUGCAAUGACAAACUUUGUGUCCACUUUUUAUAUAAUGAUGGAUCUGUUGGCGUUUAUCCUUCAAUAUUCUAGAUGUAGCUCUUUUCUACAGCUAAAAAAUAUCUGGAUACCAAUAGUUUAUUAUUAUGUUAAUGACUAAGAGGGAAGGAACCCACUAGGAGUUAGGCAUAGUGCUAAGCAUUCUUCGCUCCUAGUCCUAGGGGGAGUAUAAAGGUUUGUGCCCCGAAGAUGCAACUUCUGAAGAGGACUAACCUUAUUGCUCCGUACCUGAAAGGACUAGUCUUACACUUCAAGGAUGCGGGAAGGGAAUACCUGUGAAACAAAUAAAUAACUAACAGGAAAAGAGUGUGAAAAACUGCAUUAUAAGGAAUGGAAUUUUACACAAGGCAACAUGUUGGUACGCAUGACAGUUGUGUGCUAUAAUUGAGAUUUGAGACAUCUAAAUUUUGAUGGUUUUAGUAGAGUCUUUUUAGUUUGUGGAUAUUAUAUAAAGAUAAGAUUUCUAUUCCAAUGUUGUUGCCUUUAUGAUGGCGGAAUAUAAGGUUAAUGAAAACUUAAAUAGAAUGUUUGUGUAGUUUCCUGGAUUUCAUGAUCUGUUCCUUAUCUCAAGUGUCAUAUAUCAGUCUGUGAGGAUUGGAUUGGAUUGUUUAUGUAUGUAGUUAACAUAUAUCACACACAGUAGCAAUCAUUGCUGGUUUUUGUUUUUGACAAUAAUACCUGUUCUAAUAAAGAAUUGAUAAUUUGUAACUUGAGAAGCCUACCAGGUUGCCAUGGUUGUUAUGUGGUAGAUCUGACAUUUUUUAAAAUUUAUUUAAAUUCAAAUAAAGUAUAGUUUAAAAGGAACAGUUGAGGUUACAUGCCCGCUGGUUCUACUAGUUUACUUGGACUUGAACAUUUUGUCUUUUAUCCUAACCCCUUUUCCCAAGUGAGUUGCCUUGUGUCAAAAUUGAUUGCUCAUUAACCUUCCCGACCUUUUGAUUUUCUCAUCCUCUUUUUUAUGAUUUUUUAUGCCUUGUCACUUCCAACUUCCUUUGUCUUUAGUGCAUGACUCAAAAAACACUUUUUAUUCCUCCUAUGAGUUUUACUACCUUUUUAGGUAUGUGACUAUUCCUCCCAUAAGUGUCUAAUACGGUGGCUUUAACAAGAUGGUGAUUGCAAUGGGAUUUUAACAACUGCACUGCAAAUAAAGUCUACGCACAUGGUAACUUGAGUUGCCUACUAAGUCACACUAGUUGAAUUUUCACAAAAGCAAUUUAAAAUGAUAAAUUUAUUCUAUCUUUUAGAACGUGAUUCUGUGUCCUCACGUACUGAUAUCGAAUCUAAACAUUUCAAGCUGUUGCUGCAAAACAGUAGCAGAAAAUUUUAUCAAUUGUAUUGGUACAACGGUUAUUGCCAAAACAUGUCUCAUGAAAUGGCAAUCUUCAGUGAUUUGUGUUGUUUCUUAAUAAGGAAAUUUAAUUAAUAUUGUAUGGUUCUGUGAUUAAUUUC